CAUGAUGUACAGAUUAGAGAGGGUGGCACUGAAGAAACAACAGGAAGCAGAACUGGAAGGUAGCAGAAAUUAAGAUGCUGAGGUUCUCGCUCGGAGUGAGCAGGUUGGAUAGGAUUAGAAAUGAGCUCAUUCAAGGGACAGACAAAGUUGGAUGUUUUGGAGACAAGGUUAGACAGAGUAGACUUAGAUGGGUUGGACAUGUUCAGAGGCGAGAGAGUGAGAGAGUAUAUUGUGAGAAGGGUGCUGAGGAUGGAGCUGCCAGGCAAAAGAGCGAGAGGAAGACAAAGAAAAGGUUGAUGGAUGUUGUGAGGGAGGACAGUGGGUGUUAGAGAGCGAGAUGCACUUGGAUGGAAAAAGAUGACAUGCUAUGGAGACCCAUAAUGGGACAAGCCGAAAAGAAAAGAGGAAGAUAUUUUUCAGACCUCUUGUGGCGGGUUUAUUCAAGAUGGAGUUGAUGUCUGCGUUGCAGUUUUUGAACCUUCACCAAGUCCCACAAGCUUGGGUGAAUGAUGUGUGGGAUUCAGAAUUUACAGCGACAAUACCAAUGGAAGAUAACAUAGAAUGGGAACUAGCAUCUUGUGGAGAGGAAGAUUUUAAAAGUCUGUACACAUGCCUACUGGUUCUUUCGAAGGAACAGUUGGAGUUUUCAAGCACCGAUGACCGUUCACAGUGGAUCUGGGAACAACUUAGGGAGAGUGGUGUCUCGGUGCAAUCUUUGGUGGCAGUGCUGUCCUUCUUUGUAUUGACAGCAAAAGCCAAAGCCGCAAAUGCUCAACAGAGGGUCAGAAGCCUCCAUGCUGCGUCCCUCUAUCUGUUACUGCUUGGAAUCCCAGGAAGUAUUGCAAACAAAGUUUUUCACGAGAUUUUUUUCCACACGUGCUUGCGUGCAACAACUCAGUGCUGGCCUCAGGACAUUGGCAGAAAACGCAAGAAGGACACGCUUAAAAGUUCUCAAGCUGAGGGCAAACGUUCCAAACCACACCGGAAGGAAAUUCAAGAGGACCCCUUAGAAGGAUGGCAUCCCCAGCAGGAGAGGACUCAAGCACCUCCUUCGAGGACUACAAAAAGGAUGGAAAUGGAUGAAGAGGAGGAAGAGGAAGAGGAACUCCAUUUAUCAAGCCAAGACCUUAAAAGGAUCCGAAAUGCAUUGGUUCUUCUGGUUCAAAGUCUCCUCAGACUUCUGCAGACUUUCACACUCAGAGACAAACCCCAAAGUGCCUACAAUUGUACUCAGAUUUUUAGCAAGUUGCUUUACUUUGAGCCAGUCAUUGGAGAGAUAAACUUUGCUGUUGGACAAAAUAUUAAUAAAAUGCAGAGCAUCCCUGAGAUGGCCUUCUAUGGCAUGCAGAUGAUUUGCACACCAAAACAUGGAGACCAAAAAGAAUCCCUGAGGAGAGUUUUCCACAGACUUCUCUAUGUGAUCCUGAUGAUGAAUAAAGGCGACAGAGGGAGACCAACCUUGCUUGUACCAACUCCUGCAGUACUCGCCGCACGUGAUCAAGCCAUACAAUUUGUCUGUCACAUUGUGAAUGAGCUGAAGGAUCUGGCACUUCCUUUCUUAAAAGUGCUCCUGCAGCACAUUUGUUUCCAGAUUGUGGAAAAAUGUGAAUUUAGAUACCAUGGAGCCCAGGCUGUUGGCAUCCUGACAUCUGAGAUGUCAAAUACAGACUAUGCACACUUCAUCAGGUGGCUGCAUAACUUCUCAAGACACUCAAAGAUGGUGUCACGCCUGUUCUCUGUGGAUGUCGUGAUGGUUCUACUCGGGCAGCCGGAGAGGAGGCCUGAGGAAUAUGACGAUCCGAGUCUUUCCUGCUACUUGCCACACCAGUUCCUAAUUCAGAGCCUCUUGUUUGCGCGACGUAAUGACCCCUCACCCACUGUCCAAAGCCACUUCUUCACCUGCCUGGCCCAGUGUCUGGAAUUGCCUUCACACAAUGCCACCUAUGCUGUCCAAAACCUCUUCUCUGCCACUGUAACACAGACUGUAUUGGAAGGGGAAAGUACAGAAGGAACUUCCCAGCAGCAUCAGAAAACCUACCAUUCUUUGCCAUUCAGGACUGUUGAGGUCUGUAGCAACGACAGCAUUUUCUCUGAUGCAAAAGAGAACAUCACUCUUCUCUUGCGGCGUAUACAAGACUCCAAAUCUAAUGUUCGCAAAUCGGCACUGCAGGCCCUUGUGGGUCUUCUGAAGCAUGGUGUGAUCCCAAUGAAGUGGGAGAACCUGUCUAUGCUUUCAGAGCGCUGUAGAGACCCGGCUGUAUCUGUGAAGAAGAAAGCAUUGCAGUGUGUGGGAGAAAUCCUGGAUGCUAGACCAGAUUGCAACCUAGUGCAGAAAGCAUGGCUACAUGGUGUGGUACCAGCUGUGGUGGAUUCUGAGAACUCUGUCCAGGAGAAGUCCCUGGAGGCUCUGGACCACUUCUUGCUCAGCCAGGUCAAACCAUACUCUGCGAGCCGUCAUCUGGAUGCCAGUCAGAGGCUGACCUGGAAGCUGCUAAAUAUGCUUUGUGAUGAAUGUCAGAACCUUAGCCAGUAUUUCAAUCGAGCCAUCACUGUCUGGACGAAACAAAAUCAGUUGACUGCAACAUUUAUAAAUAACCUAAUUUCACACACUGAGGCUGAUCACAGUGCUGGAGCCUGGCUGCUACUUUCCACGGUAGUUUCUGCAUCACCCCAAAUUCCUUGUGGAAAAAUUUUGGAUUUCUGGGAAGACAUGGUCAGCUCAAAGAAAGUGAGUGUGACAACCUGUUGUCACAUUAUGUGUGUGAUUGGAGAAAUUUCUGCUCACUUAAAUGAAGACACAAAAGAUAGGAUAGUUGAUGAUUUAACGUGUUGGUUGAAGUCCUUUACCAUGUCACUUGAGGUUAUCAGUGCAGCUAUCGAUACUCUUCACCAACUUGGCAGCAGUGAAGAUAUCAAACAGACCCAGUCUUUCCUGAAUCAUCACUGUGGUCAGCUGGUGUCAGUCUGUGAGGAUUAUUUAGCUGGUAUCAUCCUGAAUGAAAAUGGAACCCAAAACAUUAAUGAGGAGCUAAUGGUGAAAUACCUUCACACUUUUGGUCUUGCGUCGCUCAACUGUCCUGCUAGAGUGACCCAAAGAAUGAUCCUGCUUGUGGAAUCUAUCCUCACCACACACAGAGGGAGAUUCCCAGAUUCUCAGGAUGAGCUAACAGCUUCACUGCCUGUCUCGAAGUUUAAAGCAAACUCACUGCCAACCAAAGUCAGAGCACAUGGUGUCAUUACUUUGGGUAAGCUGUGUCUGCAGCAUGAGGAACUCGUCCAAAAGUACCUGCCAGUGUUUGCCAGGGAGCUGAAGGUUGGCACAGAAGUCGCUGUACGCAACAAUGUUGUGAUUGUGAUGUGUGAUCUAUGUGUUCGAUACACAAAUCUGUUGGAUCACUAUAUUUCCAACAUUUCUGCCUGUCUACGAGAUGAUGAAGCAAUCAUCAGGGAGCAGACUCUCAUCAUGCUGACCAACCUCCUCCAGGAGGAGUUUGUGAAAUGGAAGGGUUCUCUCUUUUUCCGUUUCAUGGUGGGGCUGGUUGAUCCUGAGCCUGCCAUUGCCAGUCUGUGUGAGUACUGUCUUGUCCACUUACUCCUGAAGAAGAACCCAGAAAUGUUUGGCCAACAUUUUAUUGAGUGCAUCUACCACUUCAAUUCCUACAGUGGACACAAUUCCUACAACAAGUUCCCUCAAACUGGAAGUGAAAAAGUUAGGUUCUCCCUCAAAGGUCCUCAGCAUCGUGAGAAACGUUUUCGGAUUUACCGGUUUCUGCUGCAACACUUCAGUGAUGCUCAGCGCUUCAACAUCACCAACAAGAUUAACCAAAGUGUACUGGCUUGCUUUGCAGUUGAAGAGCUUCCUCUUGAUGCAGAUGGUACAAACAUUUUGUCAGAGACUUUCAACAUACUGACUCUGAAGGAGAUGAAGCUGCAGGUCACGUCUCCAACACUUGGAAGUGCUGUAGGAGAGGAGCAGGAAGAGGGCAACAUGGCCACUAUGGCAAAAGCAGUUCUUCAGGCAGUUCAAAAUAAUAUGGCUUCUCAGGUCAAGAAGAAGGCCUUCAUAGAGAACACGGUUCCUCUUAUUAUUAGCCUCAAGCACUUAUUGGAACGGAAAAAGUCUCCUGUUCUCAAAGAUCUCACUAAUUACCUAAAGGUGACAAUGCAAGACUACCGUCAUGAAGUAAAGGAUUUUUUUGCCGGAGAUGAGCAACUCGCAGCAGAAGUGGAGUUUACCCUGAAGGAAGCUGAAAAGGAGCGUCAGAUGGUGAAGCAGAUGGAGAACUGCAACUUAAAUGAACAUCACAAAAUGCUUACCCAUCAGGACUCAGUCCAUUGCUCUCCUGUUCGGUCGAGGCUUUUGCAUCCUUAUGUCUUCUCCACUCCACAGCCACAGGGUCCAAAUCGCCUGCCAGCAAGACAAACAAAGUCUGAAUGGCAUUUGCGUGUCCUUCCCAGAACAAGGUCAAAAUCCAGCUCUCUGGAAAGAACAGUAAUACCUCAAGGUGGUGUGGGUAACAGAGCCAUCAGCACACCCAAUGGUGACAUCUUCAAUGUAACCUUUGAGGGAUUCAGUGCUAUCUACAGUGAUAAAGCAACAAGUUCCUAUGAGGAGACGAACGUUCUUCAUGUUCGGUCAGAUGAAAAGAAGCCUGCUGGACCGAGGCAGUGGAAUGUACAGUCUCCUCUCCGUCUGAAAAAGAAAACCAAUGUCUAAUUCACAUUUACAUUGUCUUAUUUUACAUUUUUUUGAGUUUUCUUACCUUUGGUGUUGAACAAAGGGGCUUCUAUAUUUUACUUGAGGUUGUUACUCUAUUAUUGAGGGUCCAUGAGCACCUUACAUGAAUGUUUUCCAUUUCCCCACUACUCCUCUAAGAAGGCCAUAUAUUGCCUGGUUUUUGCAGCAGACAUAAGAUUAUACAUUGUUGUAAAAUGUAUUAUAUACUUAAAAAAUAAACAUCUGAAACAAUUUA
This is a messenger RNA of Syngnathoides biaculeatus (alligator pipefish), 4973 nucleotides long. It is a transcript of the gene ncapd3, whose product is annotated as non-SMC condensin II complex, subunit D3. The transcript has 37 exons. Bases 368 to 4717 code for a protein of 1449 amino acids. Gene Ontology annotation, molecular function: histone binding. Gene Ontology annotation, biological process: meiotic chromosome condensation; mitotic chromosome condensation. Gene Ontology annotation, cellular component: condensed chromosome, centromeric region. The record is from RefSeq and is a predicted model, not a curated record. Lineage: Eukaryota; Metazoa; Chordata; Actinopteri; Syngnathiformes; Syngnathidae.